Molecule: messenger RNA, 2716 nt
Organism: Gorilla gorilla gorilla (western lowland gorilla)
Lineage: Eukaryota; Metazoa; Chordata; Mammalia; Primates; Hominidae
Product: elongin-A3-like
Exons: 1
Coding region: 847-2484 (545 amino acids)
Biological process (GO): transcription elongation by RNA polymerase II
Cellular component (GO): elongin complex; nucleus
Source: RefSeq, a predicted model, not a curated record
AGAUUGCAUGGAAAUAGUUAAAUUCCCAGGACCCUGGGGGCUUUAGCGAUGGGCUAGACGGCGGGGAAAAGACACUGCUUCCAGAAGGGUCUUGAAGUUGAUGGAGCCGAGGCUGAGAAGUAAAAUACGCCUAUUUCCUCUUUCUCCCUUAAUCCUACUUUUCUACGAAUGUUUCCAAGUCCCCUCACACAACGUCAAUCCCAGGUAAAGAGUUGUCAUCCUCUGUUGGUUCUUCUUCCUACGAUUUCGUCUUGCGGUGUUGUUAUUUUCGCUUUGACUCCCAAGAAGAUUCUCUCUGUGUCUUUUGGAAUCCACAGAUGUGGAAGCUGGGAACAUGGAGGGCCAACGGUAGAACUCAGUGGGGUGUGUCCAGGCUGCAAUUAACCUAAUGAACCUGCGGGGCACAGCAGUCCACCUGGCGUGGACCGUCCCGAUUGGCUGCAUUGGGCUGACGGAAUGAAUUCCUAUCGGGGCGGGGCAGCCCAGGGGCCAAGGGGGUCAGGGCUUGAGCCCUGGGUGGGCCCGGGGCUGGCUACAUAAGGCCGGGCUCUGGCAGCGGAGCUUCACUCUGCCUUGGACGGCGCACCGCACAGGUCACUCCAGGCUGCGGCUGCACAUCCCGAGGAACAGAAGCGGGCCUGCUCAGCUGUCUGCAAGGACCGGCGUUCCAGACCAAGUGGCCCGCUGCUCCGAGGACCCAGCUCGCUCCAGGCUGUGACUCCACAUCCCGAGGUCGCUGCCUGGCGACCGGGCAGCGAGGACCGGCCACCCCACACUGCCUGUGCCGCCGCCCCGAGGACAGAGCCGCGACCGCGAGGACAGCGACGCCUGCACAGCUCUGGCGAGAUGGCGGCACGGUCCACUACGCUGCGCGCAGUGGAGAAGCUGCAGGUGCGUCUGGCCACUAAGACGGACCCGAAAAGGCUAGAGAAAUAUUUGCAGAAACUCUCCGCCUUGCCCAUGACGGCAGACCUCCUGGCGGAGACUGGAAUCAGAAAGACGGUGAGGCGCCUGCGGAAGCACCAGCACGUGGGCGACUUUGCCAGAGACUUAGCGGCCCGGUGGAAGAAGCUGGUGCUCGUGGACCGAAACACCGGGCCUGACCCACAGGACCCUGAGGAGAGCGCUUCCCGACAGCGCUUCGGGGAGGCUCUUCAGGACCGGGAAAAGGCCUGGGGCUUCCCAGAAAACGCGACGGCCCCCAGGAGCCCAUCUCACAGCCCUGAGCACAGACGGACAGCACGCAGAACACCUCCGGGGCAACAGAGACCUCACCCGAGGUCUCCCAGUCGCGAGCCCAGAGCCGAGAGAAAGCGCCCCAGAAUGGCCCCAGCUGAUUCCGGCCCCCAUCGGGCCCCUCCAACGCGCACCGCUCCCCUCCCGAUGCCCGAGGGCCCUGAGCCCGCUGUGCCCGGGAAGCAACGCGGAAGAGGCCACGCUCACGCCGCUCAGGGCGGGCCUCUGCUGGGUCCAGGCUGCCAGGGCCAACCCCAGGGGGAAGCGGUGGUGAGCCACAGCAAGGGGCACAAAUCGUCCCGCGGGGCUUCGGCUCAGAAAUCGCCUCCUGUCCAGGAAAGCCACUCAGAGAGGCUGCAGGCGGCCGGCGCUGAUUCGGCCGGGCCGAAAACGCUGCCCAGCCAUGUCUUCUCAGAGCUCUGGGACCCCUCAGAGGCCUGGAUGCAGGCCAACUACGAUCUGCUGUCCGCUUUUGAGGCCAUGACCUCCCAGGCAAACCCAGAAGCACUCUCCGCGCCAACGCUCCAGGAGGAAGCUGCUUUCCCUGGACGCAGAGUGAACGCUAAGAUGCCGGUGUACUCGGGCUCCAGGCCUGCCUGCCAGCUCCAGGUGCCGACGCUGCGCCAGCAGUGCCUCCGGGUGCCUAGGAACAAUCCGGACGCCCUCGGCGACGUGGAAGGGGUCCCCUACUCGGUUCUUGAACCCGUUCUGGCAGGGUGGACGCCCGAUCAGCUGUACCGCACAGAGAAAGACAAUCCCGCACUCGCUCGAGAGACAGAUGAAUUAUGGAGGAUUCAUUGUCUCCAGGACUUCAAGGAAGAAAAGCCACAGGAGCACGAGUCUUGGCGGGAGCUCUACCUGCGGCUUCGGGACGCCCGAGAGCAGCGGCUGCGAGUAGUGACCGCGAAAAUCCGAUCCGCACGUGAAAACAAACCCAGCGGCCGACAGACAAAGAUGAUCUGUUUCAACUCUGUGGCCAAGACGCCUUAUGAUGCUUCCAGGAGGCAAGAGAAGUCUGCAGGAGCCGCUGACCCCGGAGAUGGAGAGAUCGAGCCAGCCCCCAAGCCCGCAGGAAGCAGCCAGGCUCCCUCCGGCCUCGGGGAAGGCGGCGGCGGCAGCAUUAGCGGCGGCAGCAGCAACGAGCACGCGGCGCCCGCGGACAAAACCCGAAAACAGGCUGCCAAGAAAGUGGCCCCGCUGAUGGCCAAGGCGAUUCGAGACUACAAGGGAAGAUUCUCCCGACGAUAAACUCAGCACUUGCCUUACAGAUAAAAUCUGGGGGGAGGAGGGCCAAUGCAAAGUCAGUGCGGGUUGGGGAACGAAACUUCCGAUGGACACCAGAACCCUUGGCUUGGUGCAAAGUUGAGCCUCCGAAUCCUGCAGGUGUCAAGGGCUGGCCCUGUGAUUUCUGCCUCCCACACCCAGCCACUGCCUCCCUGCUUGGAGGACACCUCAGAAUUCACAAGAUAUUAUGAACGCA